This is a messenger RNA of Dalotia coriaria, 1223 nucleotides long. RefSeq names its product Sarcoplasmic calcium-binding protein 1 (gene Scp1). Gene Ontology annotation, molecular function: calcium ion binding. Bases 421 to 1074 code for a protein of 217 amino acids. The record is from RefSeq and is a predicted model, not a curated record. NCBI's taxonomy places the organism in Eukaryota, Metazoa, Arthropoda, Insecta, Coleoptera, Staphylinidae. The transcript is spliced from 4 exons.
CGGCAAUAAAUAGAAAUAGGAAGCACACAAACGCAUCGGUCACAAAUGAGCGGAUGACGUUUGUGGACAAAACGCGCUCAACAAAUUAAAAUUAGUCACUCAGUUUGGUGCGCACUCGCGUAAAGUCAUUUUUCCGAUUCGAUAAAUCUUCAACUUAUUAUUAGAUGCGUCGUGCGUGCGCCCGACUCGUUAGCCCGCGGCGCGCGUGAAAUUUCGAGGACUGUGUGGUUUUUUGUUUCUCUUUGCAAAUUUUUGUUUUGCGGCAGUAAAUUUGCUUGUCGCAAAUGAAACCCGACGUGACAGAGACUUAUUUUAAUUAGUAACUUGGCUCGGAUUGUUUGCGCGCUUCUUCUAGAAACAUGCGAAAUAGAUCAUAAUUUUUGAAUCACGCGAGUUUCAUUCAUUGUUUGCGCGUGGCGGAUGGUUCUGCCAAAAUUGCAUGAUUUAACUUUAACGACGCGUUUAUCCGCAUGCGCCGUGGGCGAUAAAACAAAAUAUCAAUCUUGCAACAAGCAAAAAUAUAUUGACAACAAUGGCUACCUGGAUGAACGUGAUUUUGCUUGUCUUGCUUUGCGCGCGACAAUCAUCGAAGGCAAGGGCGAGUUCAGUUUCUCGCGACUGCAGGAAUAUCAACAUAUCAUGCUGAGUCUAUGGGAGGAGAUUUCGGAACUUGCGGACUUCAAUAAGGAACUUUUGCAGGACGGCAAAAUCACCACCGAGGAGUUCAAGCAAGCGGUGCAGCAGUGCUGCAUGGGUCGGCGGUAUGAGGAUUUCCCACAGGCGAUGAAGAUGUUCAUCGACUCCAAUUUCAAGAUGGUUGAUCUGAAUGAUGAUGGCCUCAUCGGCGCUGACGAGUAUCGUUUUGCGUGCAUCACGAAGUUUGCCAUCGAGGACAUUGAAAUCGUCGACGAGGCAUUCAACAAUCUCUUAAGCGACGAUGAUAGAAGACGAGGCGGACUUACUUUAUCACGAUAUCAAGAACUCUACGCGCAGUUCCUGGGAAAUCCGGACGAAUCCUGCCCAGCGGUGUAUUUAUUCGGACCUUUAACCGAAUAUUAUCGGGAUGAAGAUUAAAACCGGGCUGUGGGACGUACCGCGUACAAAUGUUUAUUUACUGUGUAUUUAUUUGAGUUGUAAUUGUAAGUUUUAAAAGAUUUAUAAUAGUAUUAUUUGCAUUACCACAAGCAAUGAAUUCGAAAUAAAUGUGAUGAUUGGGUUGCCUA